AUAAGCUGCACCGUUGCGUCCGGCCCCUGCUCACUAUCGACUUUUUAAAAUUGAUGUACGGUUCAAUUUUUUUCGAGCUUUUAUGUGUGAGGAUUUGUAAUGCCAAGUGAACGAACUUUGAUGAGAGGGAAACAGCUUCAUCGUGGCAGAAAUGAUACCAAGAGGAAGAGGUUUGAGUUGGGAAGGGAAGGCUUAGUGAGCACGAGAAGCCAAAGAUUCCUCCUCUUUCGAAGUGUCAACCAUGGCGACCUCCCUGCUGCGCCCGGCGUUCUCUCCCCUCGUUGCCACCGUUGCAGCAUCGCCCUCUCUUAGAUCUUCUUUCUCUUUUGCACCCGGCGCACUGCAGUUGCGUUCUUGCCCACCUGCGUUGCGGACCUUGACGCCACGGCAGGGCCGCUUACCAUGCGGCGGCGUCGUUGCGAUGGCCGGAGAGUUGGCUAGAGCCCAGCCCGUCUCCACUCCUGAGGUAGAAGCGUUUCUAGAUACAUUGAAAUGGGAUAAGAACGGCCUGGUGGUUGCCAUAGCUCAAAAUGUGGAUACAGGCGCAAUACUCAUGCAGGGCUUUGCCAACCGGGAUGCAAUAUCAGCCACAAUAGCAUCCCGGCGUGCCACAUUUUUCAGUCGUAGUCGCUCACAGUUAUGGACGAAAGGCGAGACUUCCCACAAUUUCAUUCACGUACAAGAUAUAUCUAUCGACUGUGACCGAGAUUCCAUCGUAUAUCUAGGACAGCCUGAUGGUCCCACAUGCCAUACUGGUGCGGAGACAUGCUAUUACACUUCUGUACCAAUGGACGAGCCAAAAUUGCUUGCGUCGACCUUGUAUGCAUUGGAGGAGUUGAUUGCCAGACGAAAAACUGAGGAAAUUGCCCCUGGUGCAAAACCGUCUUGGACAAGACGACUACAGCAAGAUCCCAAGUUGUUGUGUUCCAAAAUUAGGGAAGAAGCAUCUGAACUGUGCCAAACAGUAGAAGCAUCGGAAGGAAUGGAACGCACAGUGUCGGAGAUGGCAGAUCUGUUGUACCAUAGCAUGGUUUUACUGUCUGUCCAGAACGUCAAGUUGGAAGAGGUGACGACUGAGUUACGAAAACGUUUCGGUCAAUCAGGCAUUGAGGAGAAAAGCAAGCGACCGCCCAAGCCAACUGCAGGUUAGCAAUUUUGUAUCACUUAAAGCUCCAUCAAAAAAUGCAGCAUACGGCUGUAAAGAUCUACAUGUAUGUCGUCGUUGACAUGCCCGCAAGAAGGCCAGGAGGACCAAGGCAAUAUCGUGUUUACCAGCAGUACAUUGAAUAGUGAUCAGCUGAAGGUGGUGCACUGGAGUUAGAUAGGUUCGUAAACCCUUGGGAUACAUCCUGUCUUGUAGUAAAAUCUUUUUGUGGCUGUUACUGUUUGUUUUUUCUCAUUGUUUCAAGCGAUAGUUUCUAUAGUGGGUUUCUCUUCCAGAUCGUCGGUGUUCGCCAAUGGGCGCCCUUGAGAAUUUAGAUUUAUAAUCAGCCAAUUUCCUUUGCGUCGAGUACAUUUGCGUGUGGUCACAGAAAAACUAGUCAUUGAGAAACACUGUUACAGAGUUUCUGCAUCCAGACCUCUUGUGAGUUUCGAGGUCUAGGAUCUUGCCUCAUGUGCUAUCUGCUUAAGGAUGGUUUUAUGAUUGUGCAGAAGUUGUCUUCAAA
Physcomitrium patens is the source of this 1667-nucleotide messenger RNA. Its product is annotated as histidine biosynthesis bifunctional protein hisIE, chloroplastic. Gene Ontology annotation, molecular function: phosphoribosyl-AMP cyclohydrolase activity; phosphoribosyl-ATP diphosphatase activity. Lineage: Eukaryota; Viridiplantae; Streptophyta; Bryopsida; Funariales; Funariaceae. Gene Ontology annotation, biological process: L-histidine biosynthetic process. The record is from RefSeq and is a predicted model, not a curated record.